This is a messenger RNA of Agelaius phoeniceus (red-winged blackbird), 1904 nucleotides long. RefSeq names its product cytochrome b-245 beta chain (gene CYBB). Gene Ontology annotation, biological process: superoxide anion generation; defense response. Gene Ontology annotation, cellular component: NADPH oxidase complex; plasma membrane. The record is from RefSeq and is a predicted model, not a curated record. Gene Ontology annotation, molecular function: superoxide-generating NAD(P)H oxidase activity. Lineage: Eukaryota; Metazoa; Chordata; Aves; Passeriformes; Icteridae.
CAUCUCAGGCAGCCAUGGGGAACUGGGUGGAGAAUGAAGGACUGUCCAUCUUCGUCGUUCUUGUGUGGCUGGGCUUAAAUGUCUUCCUCUUUUGGUGGUAUUAUCUUGUGUAUGAUGUCCCACCAAAAUUCUUCUACACCAGAGUGCUCCUUGGCCGUGCUCUGGCUCUUGCUAGGGCCCCUGCAGCCUGCCUGAAUUUCAAUUGCAUGCUGAUUCUGCUGCCAGUGUGUCGAAACUUGCUCUCCUUCCUCAGAGGAUCAAGUGCGUGCUGCUCUACCCGGAUCAGGCGACAGCUGGACAGAAACCUCACCUUUCACAAAAUGGUGGCCUGGAUGAUCGCCCUUCACACUGCAAUUCACACCAUUGCACACUUAUUCAACGUGGAGUGGAGCGUGCAAGCCCGUGUUGAAGAGAAAGGCACCCUGGCAGCUGUGCUUUCUGUCCUUGGGGACAAACCAAAGGAAAGCUAUGUCAACUUCUACAGGCAAACCAUUGCUAAUCCUGUUGGGGGCCUCUAUGUGGCUUUCACAUACUUGGCUGGCAUCACUGGGGUUGUCAUCACACUGGCCCUCAUCCUCAUCAUCACCUCAUCCACCAAAACCAUCCGGAGGUCAUAUUUUGAAGUAUUUUGGUACACCCACCAUCUCUUUGUCAUCUUCUUUAUUGGCCUUGUCAUCCACGGUGCUGGUCGUAUUGUACGGGGACAGACAGCUGAAAGCCUGGCUGAACACAACCCAGAGAUUUGCUACAAGAACUUCACUCUCUGGGGCAAGACUGAGGCUUGUCCAAUCCCCCAGUUUUCAGGGAAUCCUCCUAUGACAUGGAAGUGGGUGGUGGGUCCCAUGUUCCUGUACCUGUGUGAGCGGCUGGUGCGGUUUUGGAGGUCACAGCAGAAGGUUGUUAUCACAAAGGUGGUCAUUCAUCCCUUCAAGACAAUUGAGCUCCAGAUGAUGAAAAAAGGCUUCAAGAUGGAGGUUGGACAAUACAUUUUUGUCAAAUGUCCAGCAGUGUCUAAACUGGAAUGGCAUCCAUUUACACUGACUUCUGCCCCAGAAGAGGAUUACUUCAGCAUUCACGUCCGAAUCGUAGGAGACUGGACAGAGGGCUUGUUCAAUGCCUGUGGCUGUGAUAAACAAGAAUUCCAGGAGGCAUGGAAGUUGCCCAAAAUAGCUGUGGAUGGCCCCUUUGGAACAGCAAGUGAGGACGUGUUCAGUUAUGAAACUGUGAUGCUGGUUGGAGCUGGAAUAGGGGUCACCCCCUUUGCAUCUGUCCUCAAGUCUGUCUGGUACAAAUACUGCCAUGAUGCCACCAACCUAAAGCUCAAGAAGAUUUAUUUUUACUGGCUUUGCAGGGACACUCAUGCCUUUGAAUGGUUUGCUGACCUCUUGCAAUCUCUGGAGGCUCAAAUGCAGGAGAGGAAUAAUGCAGAGUUUCUGAGCUACAACAUCUACCUUACAGGCUGGGAUGAAACUCAGGCCACUCACUUUGCAGUGCAUCAUGAAGAAGAGAAAGAUGUGAUUACAGGACUGAAACAGAAAACCUUGUAUGGAAGACCUAACUGGGAAAAUGAGUUCAAAACAAUUGCGGGGAAGCAUCCUGGCUCCAGAAUAGGUGUUUUCCUCUGUGGCCCUGAGGGCCUGGCUGACACCCUCAACAAGCAGAGCAUCAGCAACUCAGAAGCUGAUCCACGAGGAGUACACUUCAUUUUUAACAAAGAAAAUUUCUAACUCUGAAGCAAGUGGGAGUCAUUAAAAGCAAAGUCUAAAGACUGAAUCUAUUUUUCUGUUUGGAGUCUGGGAAGGACAGCCCAGCUUCUAAAUUUCAGCUACACUAACACAGGUCCCUUUGCUUCUUGGGAAUGAUUUUGGCUCUGUGGUAGAAUAAAAGAGUCCAGUUUUACCUUA